CCAAUUACACCCUAACCCCACUUCCCUCCCAGAUUUCGACUUUUGGAGGACCAAAUUAAACCCUAACUUCCCCAAACCCCCUCAAUUGAAAGUUGAAACCUCCAACAAAACCCUAACUCCCCCCAAACCCUAGCCCUGCGAUUCAUAGACUUGAAGAGCAAGAGCUGAAAUCUUCCAAUUUUCGAGAAUAAUUAAUGGAUUUCGACGAGUACGAGUAUUUGGAGAAAACCGUGGAGGAGCAGGAAGAUUCGAAGAAGAAGACCAAAGACGGAGGAGGAGCGGGGGAUAAGAGCGAGAGAAGCUAUAGGAAGAGAGAUAGCGAGAGAGAUGAAGAGGAUGAUGAAGGCAAGAGCAGUAGCAAGAAAUCGAGAAGCGGUCGCGAAGAGGACGACGAGGAGAGGCGAGAUCGUGACAAAGAUCGGCGUAGAAGCAGCCGCGAUAGAGAAAGGGAAAGGGAGAGAGAUAGGGAUAGAGAUUUAGAGAGGAGGAGCAGUAGAGGAAGGGAAAAGGAAAAAGAUAGAGAAAGGGAUAGGGAAAGAGAAAGGAGAGAUAGGGAUAAGGAGAAAGAGAAAGAGAAAGAGAGAGAUAAGGAGAGGAGAGAGAGGGAAAAGGAGAGAGAGAGGAGGGAAAGGCAGAAGGAGAAGGAAAGGGAGAGAGAGAGGAGAGAGAGAAGCAGCAGUAGGUCGAGGAGGCACGAGAGUGAGCUCGAGCGAGAGAAGGAGCGGGACAGAGAACGUGACAUUGACAUCAGAGACAGCAGGAAAUUUAAAGACAAGAAGGAAGCAACAGAGCCUGAAGCUGAUCCUGAGAGGGACCAGAGAACCGUUUUUGCUUAUCAGAUGCCUCUAAAAGCAACGGAGAGAGAUGUCUAUGAGUUCUUCUCAAAAGCAGGAAAGGUGAGGGAUGUUCGGCUGAUCAUGGAUAGGAACUCAAGACGAUCAAAGGGAGUUGGGUACAUUGAGUUUUAUGAUGUGAUGUCUGUUCCAAUGGCAAUAGCGUUGUCUGGUCAACUGCUUCUUGGUCAACCUGUGAUGGUUAAACCUUCUGAGGCUGAAAAGAAUCUUGUUCAGUCCAAUACUUCUGGUGCAGGCACAGGAGGUGUUGCUGGGCCAUAUGGAGCUGUUGAUAGAAAAUUGUAUGUGGGUAACCUGCACUUCAAUAUGACAGAAAUGCAGCUUAGACAGAUAUUUGAACCUUUUGGCCCAGUUGAGCUUGUACAACUACCACUUGACCUUGAGACUGGGCAGUGCAAAGGUUUUGGAUUUGUUCAGUUUGCUCAACUUGAACAUGCAAAAGCAGCUCAAAGUGCAUUGAAUGGAAAGCUGGAGAUUGCUGGUCGAACCAUUAAGGUUUCAUCUGUUACUGAUCAUGUUGUUACCCAAGAUACUGCAGCAAAAUCUGCUGACUUCGAUGAUGAUGAGGGUGGUGGCUUGGCCUUGAAUGCUCAGUCAAGGGCAUUGCUUAUGCGGAAGCUGGACCGCUCUGGUAUUGCGACAAGCAUUACGGGCUCCCUUGGAGUACCCCUCCUUAAUGGGUCAGCUCCGAGUCCACAGGCUGUUACUUUACCCGUCAAUGGCCAAGCUGCAUAUCCAACACCAAUUCUACCUCCAAUCAUGUCUACUACGGCCCUUGAUUCUGUUGGCCAGCCCAGUGAAUGUUUGCUGCUGAAGAAUAUGUUUGAUCCUGCAACUGAGACGGAACCAGAUUUUGAUUUGGAUAUUAAAGAGGAUGUCGAAGAAGAAUGCAGCAAAUAUGGCAGGGUGAAGCAUAUAUAUGUAGACAAGAACAGUGCCGGAUGCGUCUAUCUGCGAUUUGACUCCGCAGAAGCGGCAGGUAAAGCUCAACGUGCAAUGCACAUGAGGUGGUUUGCGGGCCGAUCAAUAUCAGCCUUAUUUAUGCAACCCCAGGAGUACGAAGCGAGGUUUAAAUGCUGAAGCAGAAGCAAUAGUGGAUUUGUUUGUUAUGAUAUGAUGUGUGUUGAUGGGUGGUAGGGUAUUACUUUACUUUUGAAGACGCGUUUUAUUCUGCUGAGUUUAGAAUUUUAUUAUUAUAAGCAUAGUACACAACGACCUAAUUGUAAGAUAAAUGUUAUUUGCUAACUCAUUUUUUGUUCUGUAAUAACGAUAGAAUUUCGGAUGUCUUUAUGAUUCA
Gossypium raimondii (Peruvian cotton) is the source of this 2151-nucleotide messenger RNA. RefSeq lists its product as uncharacterized. The coding region runs from base 195 to 1934 and encodes 579 amino acids. Lineage: Eukaryota; Viridiplantae; Streptophyta; Magnoliopsida; Malvales; Malvaceae. Gene Ontology annotation, molecular function: RNA binding. The record is from RefSeq and is a predicted model, not a curated record. The transcript is spliced from 13 exons. Gene Ontology annotation, cellular component: nucleus. Gene Ontology annotation, biological process: mRNA processing.